AAAACAGUUUUCCCCGCCUUCCGAACGCCGACGUCACCUCCUCCGGACCAGGCCGUGAUUGGCUGCGGGGAGCCGGAAGCGAGGGCGGGCGCUCCGUCCCCGUUGCCGCAGUGACAGGACCAGAGCGCUCCUCAGAAGCUGGGAAAUGGCGGCAGCAUCAUCGUCGUCGCGUCGCUCCCAGCAGCAUCAUCACCACCCACCUCAUCACCCGGUACAGACGCCCGUGUCGCCGCCGCGGAGCCCCAGGCUCUCCCCUACCGGCCCUUCCCCUCAGCAGAGGCCCAGCCUCUCCGGACCCGAGGGGGAGGCUCCAGGGGGGAGCAGCGGCCGGGAAGGGACGGCCGCGCCGGAGAGGCCUUUCUCUCCGGAGAGUGUCGGCGAGAGCGGGGCGCCUCCCGCUCCCCCGGGCUCCGGGGCCAGCAGCGCCGCCAACAGCAGCAGCUCCAGCUCCGGCUCCGGCUCUUCGUCGUCUUCGGCGGCCUCCAGUCCGGCCGCCCCCGAGAGCCCCGACCCGCCCCCUCCGCCGCUGCAGCCGCCACCUCCGCCUGUGGGAAGCGGCGCCUUUCGGGAGCUGCUCGAGGCCUGUCGGAAUGGGGACGUGACCCGGGUCAGGCGACUGGUCGAUGCCUCCAACGUCAACGCCAAGGAUAUGGCCGGGAGGAAAUCCACUCCUUUACACUUCGCCGCAGGUUUUGGAAGAAAGGAUGUGGUAGAACACUUAUUGCAGACUGGAGCCAAUGUCCAUGCUCGUGAUGAUGGUGGACUGAUACCUCUUCAUAAUGCUUGCUCUUUUGGGCAUGCUGAGGUAGUUAGCCUUUUGCUGUGUCAGGGCGCGGAUCCAAAUGCCAGAGACAACUGGAACUAUACUCCUCUACAUGAAGCUGCUAUCAAAGGCAAGAUAGAUGUUUGCAUUGUACUGCUGCAACAUGGAGCCGAUCCAAAUAUUCGGAACACAGAUGGGAAAUCAGCCCUGGAUCUUGCAGAUCCUUCUGCAAAAGCUGUCCUUACAGGUGAAUACAAGAAGGACGAACUCCUGGAAGCUGCUAGGAGUGGCAAUGAAGAAAAACUGAUGGCUUUGUUGACACCUUUAAAUGUGAACUGCCAUGCAAGUGAUGGGCGAAAAUCUACUCCAUUACAUUUGGCUGCAGGAUACAACAGAGUUCGAAUAGUUCAGCUGUUGCUUCAGCACGGAGCAGAUGUCCAUGCAAAGGAUAAGGGUGGACUUGUACCUCUCCAUAAUGCAUGCUCCUAUGGACAUUUUGAAGUUACAGAACUCCUGUUGAAGCAUGGGGCCUGUGUUAAUGCAAUGGAUCUCUGGCAGUUUACUCCAUUACAUGAAGCUGCUUCCAAGAAUCGAGUGGAAGUUUGUUCUUUGUUACUGAGUCACGGUGCAGAUCCAACAUUAGUCAACUGUCAUGGCAAGAGUGCUGUGGACAUGGCCCCAACACCUGAGCUAAAAGAGAGACUCACUUAUGAAUUUAAAGGACAUUCCUUACUACAAGCAGCAAGAGAAGCUGACUUAGCCAAAGUAAAGAAGACACUUGCCUUGGAGGUCAUUAAUUUCAAGCAACCACAGUCCCAUGAGACAGCGCUGCACUGUGCCGUGGCUUCUCUUCACCCCAAACGGAAACAAGUCACUGAGUUGUUGCUUCGGAAAGGUGCCAACGUUAAUGAGAAAAACAAAGAUUUCAUGACUCCUUUGCAUAUUGCUGCGGAACGAGCUCACAACGAUGUUAUGGAAGUUCUUCAUAAACAUGGAGCAAAGAUGAAUGCACUAGACACACUUGGACAAACAGCUUUGCACAGGGCGGCUUUGGGAGGACACCUGCAGACUUGUCGGCUCUUGCUCAAUUACGGCUCUGACCCCUCCAUAAUUUCUCUGCAAGGUUUCACGGCAGCACAGAUGGGCAAUGAAGCAGUGCAGCAAAUAUUGAAUGAGAGCACUCCUGUACACACAUCUGAUGUGGAUUAUAGACUGUUGGAAGCCUCUAAAGCAGGAGACUUGGAAACUGUGAAGCAACUUUGCAGUCCCCAGAAUGUGAAUUGCAGAGAUUUGGAAGGGCGUCACUCAACUCCAUUGCACUUUGCUGCAGGUUAUAACCGAGUAUCUGUAGUGGAAUACUUGCUUCACCACGGAGCUGAUGUGCAUGCAAAGGAUAAGGGUGGCUUAGUACCCCUGCAUAACGCCUGCUCAUAUGGACACUAUGAAGUGGCAGAGUUACUCGUGAGACAUGGAGCUUCAGUCAAUGUUGCAGAUCUGUGGAAGUUUACUCCAUUGCAUGAAGCAGCAGCAAAGGGAAAAUAUGAAAUCUGCAAGCUCCUUCUAAAACAUGGAGCGGAUCCAACAAAAAAGAAUCGAGAUGGCAACACACCUCUAGACUUGGUGAAAGAGGGAGACACAGAUAUACAGGACCUUCUGCGAGGUGAUGCUGCCCUUCUGGAUGCUGCCAAAAAGGGCUGCCUGGCGCGAGUUCAGAAGUUAUGUUCUCCAGAAAACAUCAAUUGCCGAGAUACUCAGGGACGAAACUCCACUCCACUCCAUCUUGCUGCCGGGUACAAUAAUUUGGAAGUGGCUGAAUAUCUUCUAGAGCAUGGUGCUGAUGUCAAUGCUCAGGACAAAGGAGGAUUAAUCCCACUACAUAAUGCAGCAUCCUAUGGGCACGUAGAUAUAGCAGCUUUGCUGAUCAAAUACAAUACCUGUGUCAAUGCAACGGAUAAAUGGGCAUUUACACCAUUGCAUGAAGCAGCACAAAAAGGAAGGACGCAGCUGUGUGCUCUACUUUUGGCUCACGGAGCAGAUCCAACAAUGAAGAACCAAGAAGGCCAAACACCUUUGGAUCUGGCUACAGCUGAUGAUAUCCGGGCUCUGCUAAUUGAUGCGAUGCCUCCAGAGGCCUUGCCAACCUGCUUUAAACCUCAAGCUACUGUAGUGAGUGCCUCUAUCAUUUCGCCAGCAUCAACUCCAUCCUGUCUGUCUGCUGCCACAUCAACUCCAUCCUGUCUGUCUGCUGCCAGCAGUAUAGACAACCUUGCUGGACCUUUAGCAGAAAUUGCUGUGGGAGGUGCGUCAAAUGCUGGAGAUGGAGCAGCAGGAGCAGAGAGGAAAGAAGAAGUUGUUGGGCUUGACAUGAAUAUCAGCCAGUUCCUGAAAAGCCUUGGUCUCGAGCAUCUUCGGGAUAUCUUUGAAACAGAACAGAUCACUUUGGAUGUACUAGCAGACAUGGGACAUGAAGAGCUGAAAGAAAUUGGCAUCAAUGCUUAUGGACAUCGUCAUAAGUUAAUAAAAGGUGUAGAGAGACUUCUAGGUGGGCAGCAAGGCACUAAUCCGUACUUGACUUUUCACUGCGUCAGCCAGGGAACUAUUCUUAUAGACUUAGCUCCUGAUGACAAAGAGUAUCAAUCUGUGGAAGAAGAGAUGCAGAGUACCAUCAGGGAGCACAGAGAUGGUGGCAAUGCCGGAGGAAUCUUCAAUAGAUACAACGUCAUCAGGAUUCAGAAGGUUGUAAAUAAGAAGCUGAGGGAAAGAUUCUGUCAUAGGCAAAAAGAAGUUUCAGAAGAAAAUCAUAACCAUCACAAUGAACGCAUGUUGUUUCACGGUUCACCUUUUAUUAAUGCUAUCAUUCACAAGGGAUUUGAUGAGAGACAUGCGUACAUUGGAGGGAUGUUUGGAGCUGGGAUUUACUUUGCAGAGAAUUCCUCUAAGAGUAACCAAUAUGUAUAUGGAAUAGGUGGAGGCACGGGCUGCCCCACACAUAAGGACAGGUCCUGUUAUAUCUGCCACAGACAAAUGCUUUUUUGUCGUGUGACACUGGGAAAAUCCUUCUUACAGUUUAGCACCAUGAAAAUGGCGCAUGCCCCUCCUGGGCAUCACUCUGUCAUUGGCAGGCCAAGUGUAAAUGGACUUGCAUAUGCUGAGUAUGUCAUCUAUAGAGGAGAACAGGCUUACCCUGAGUAUCUGAUUACAUACCAAAUUGUAAAGCCAGAUACUCCCUCACAGACGGCAACGGCUGCAGAGCAGAAGACCUAGUAAAUGCUGGUUAAGUGAAACAAAGUACAUGGCUUAAAUAACUUAUGGACUGGAUGGAUGACGUUACUUUUGACACAUCGCCAGUGUAUGAAAUGUCCUUCUGGAACUCGGCUGUAUGUGUUUUAUAAGCAUUGCUCUAUAAAUGAAUAUGAGUAACUGAUACGUACUCAAUUGCUACUAUUCCUUUUGAGGAAAUGUUUACAAAGAUUUGCCUUUUAACAACAUAUCUCAGGCUCACUUUCCAUGCAGUUGCCAUUAGUGUAACGACAUCAUUGCUUCAAUCUGGGUGUUUGGGAACAUUAUUUAAUAAAGCAGGGCUAUGCCAUGACCAUUUUGUAAUAAGAAAUUCUAAUGCUCCUGCUCUGGUUACUUAAUGCGCAUUGGUUAUAUUGAACCCAUGCCGUCUUCUGAACAUUCAGCGUGGUUUUAUUUUUUACAGUUCUUAGAUGGCUAUAUUUAUUUUUCUUUUCAUUUAUUACAAAAAUGAGCCAGGCCCUUCUUGAGGAUAUUUUUUGCACAAAGUCAAGUUGACUCAAAUCAAUUAACAAUGCAAUAGGAAUUUCUUACCCAAGAAGGUGUUAGAAAUAUAGUUCUUAGGUCUGGGAUUCUUUUUGCACUUUUUAUGAACUCUUCUUCAUAUUGCUAGGAGCACAUAUAUUUUUCUUAGAGUAGACACUCACCUUUUGUCCCUGCAAGUUCCUUUUUCUCUAAGAAAAAUUCUUACUAGUAUUCAUGAAGCAGCCUGUUCUUGAAAUGGGCUCUGUUUUUUCCUGGCUAAAAUACAGAUAGACCAUUCAUUAUCAGUGAGAAAUAUGGUGAGAUGGCUUAAGUAAGGACACAGAUGGUAAAUAUUUUGAAAGUGUCUGAUCAAAGGCAUAAGGAAGUUUGAUAGAAUGGAAAGGAAUAUGAAAUUUGCCAGAGGAACUUGCAUUGAAGGGCCUGGGUGGAUUUAUUUAUCUCCAAAGAGUUCAGAAGUUCACACACUCCCCCAGCUGCCCCAGCCGCUGAUCACCUGCUCUCCCACUGCUCCAUGAUCACAGCAAAAAGUGAGCAAGUCAACAUGAAAACCACUGUGGUGCUCUGAACAUCUGUGUCUUGUUUCCUCCGAUAUGUCUGCUUAAGAAAGAUGAGGAGGAACAAGAAUGUGAGUCAGAAACAUGCUCCAGGGGUCUCACUGCAUACAGUCUCAGAGAAGCUUUCCUGCAGAUUGGUUGUUAGAACAUGAAUGAUGCCCAUUACUUUUGCUUUAGGCCAUCUUCAUUAAGAAGAACUCAUUGCAAAUAAAUUCAGUCACAUGCUGUAUCAGCAACAAUCUACUGAAUUGGCACGCAAAUAUAUUUUCUCCAAUGUGGGGUGGUUUUUAAAGGCCUAUAGAGAAACAAGUUAAUGUGCAUUAAUCUUCUCCCAGAAGGCUGCUGGUUGCUUUCUCUCCUUUAAUUUUGGCCUCAUAAAUCUUGUAUGUGAAUAGCUGCUUCUCUGUUCUAAACUAUAUAAUAUCAGAAGUCUAACAUUAAAAAUUACUUUUCUCCCUGAGAUAAACAGCAUUACUUUUACAAUGCAAUAACUUUAGAAAAAAAUUAAGUAGUAAUAGAGAUGUAUAAGUAGGAUAUGGAAUGGAGAGAGAUUGUAAUGUAAAACAUAAAAGGAUAACUGCAAAAUCUUCAGUCAGAAGUCAACAGCCAAAUAAGGUUAGAUUGCUCAAAUUAUGGUUCUCCCAUAAAAACUUGUUAUUCCUUAGGGUAACAUGGGCAGACGGUUGCAAUUAUUUUAAGAAAUAUAUUGGCAUCUGCUUGGAAAUGGGGGCAAAAAAAAACCUUAUCUGCUGACACCGCAAGCACACAAACAAAACCCAAAGAAUCACAUAAUUUCAACAUCUGUUGUACUCAAUUCUUGAUUCAGAUUGGUUAAUCCUUUCUACAGUUGGACCAGAUGAAACAGAUUUUGGACAAUAUGAACCUUUUGCUUCUGUUUUUCCUCGCCACUUGAUUUGUUGGCUUGUAAUGUAGAGCUCUGGAUACCAAAGCUGGCCAGGAAUAGUUAUCCUCCUCCCCUCUUUUAAGUAAACGUUCCAGUUGUGAAAGUAUGCCUGGGGCUUCACUGUUAGAAAUCAGAUGGAGCUUCAUGUACGGAUUUGUUUUUAAGUGUAGCUGGGAGGAAUUUGCCAACUGCAGCAGAAAUUGCAAAGAAAUGCCAGAAAGUCUACCUUCUGCCAGCUUUAUGUAGAUGUUAACUGGAACCCAGCUGUUCUUUAUUGUUGACAUGGAUGUGGAAAAUGAGUGUUGUUCUCCAAAGGAAGGUAACAUUUGAUUCUGUGCUUGUCUCCCCCCUCUCCAGUGCGCUAGUUAAACCAAUGGAUGUUUUAGAUUUCAUCUAGUCCUGUACCCCAACAUCUCAAACUGUGGCCCUGAUCUUUUAAAUUGCCAGUGUUUUGUAACUGAUGUUCUGUGCAGAGUAAAAGGUGCUGUGCAAAGAA
Molecule: messenger RNA, 6500 nt
Organism: Pogona vitticeps (central bearded dragon)
Lineage: Eukaryota; Metazoa; Chordata; Lepidosauria; Squamata; Agamidae
Source: RefSeq, a predicted model, not a curated record